This is a messenger RNA of Closterium sp. NIES-65, 570 nucleotides long. Lineage: Eukaryota; Viridiplantae; Streptophyta; Zygnematophyceae; Desmidiales; Closteriaceae. The record is from the annotation of a GenBank genome assembly.
AUGGCAGCCACGUCAGACGUACCACCUUCAACGUCAGCCGCGCUAGCGGACACGUCAGCGACGAAGAUCAAGUUCGGGCGGUGGGAUUUGGACCCCAGAGAGGUGUUCGCUGAAACGAAACUGUCGCUCGCUAUAGUCAACUUCAAGCCCGUCGUUAAGGGUCACGUGCUCGUGUUGCCUCGGCGUGUGGUGCCACGCUACAAGGACAUGACUGCCGAGGAGGUCACAGACAUGUGGCUGCUGGCGCAGAAGAUUGGUCAAGCCUUUGAACCCCACCAAGGAUGCACCUCGUCUACAUACACCAUCCAGGACGGACCAGCAGCAGGGCAGACAGUGGCGCAUGUUCAUGUGCAUGUCAUGCCACGGAGGGAAGGGGACUUUGUACCCAAUGACAAGAUCUACAAUGAGAUUGAGGAGAAUGAGAAGGAGGCUAAGAAGCUGAGGAUGGACGCUGAGGAGAACCGACCAGCCCGCACCAUGGAUGACAUGGAAGCAGAGGCCAAGGAGUUAAGAAGGGUGCUGGAGGAGUUUGAGAAAGGAGAAAAGGGAGAGAGGAUGGGUGAAAAGUGA